UGCUCUACGGUUUCCCUAUUGGUCUCCUUGUCGAUAUGUCGCUGUGGGAUUACUGCGUUGUCACUUACACGCACGACGGUGUGUCCCAAGUGAACACAAUAAGCAGCAGAUGGCUGUUGGAGGACGGGCAGCAUGCUCUUUUGCCCAACCUUCCACUGUUCGAUUACCACCAGGCGGUGCGGGAGCACAGAUACCCCAUAGCUGAUUGCAAAAUGUUUCCAGUGAUGGUACUUCAUCGUACAGUGCAUUUCGAGGACGCACGCCGACUGGAAAGUACCGUCGGGGAUCAACGUCAUGGGACGGACACCGAUUGCACCAUCCCCAUGCAAACAUCACCGAAACGAGUUAUGUAAUGCGCUACACAUUUGAUAACGCAAUGCAUUGCAGACGCCUGCCGGCGAAACUUCGUGAUUACGGGGAUGAUAAUGUACCGACCAGAAAAAAACGGUGCAACGCUCCUGCAUCUGCAACCUAUGGGAGAUUUCCUGAAUUCUCCUUGGAGGACUUGGCGCGGCAUACCAUGCCUCCUCAGAUUGCUGAUGACGUCCAGGAGGAUUCCCACAUGCGUGGAUGUAAUGAAGUAGCCGUUCAAACGGAGGGUAUGAAAUGCUGCAGGUGUCAUGAAUCUGACAAAAGGGUCAUGCACACUUUGCACGCUGUGGUCGAUUCACUUAGACGCGUGGAGGAGACCCUUCACGUAUUGAAGGAGAGCCACGCGGCCAUGAGCCAGGCCAUGUGGACUGCAAAACCAAUGCAACCUAAUGAAUUAUCUCUACCUACCUCAACUAUUGAGGAAUUCAUGGACUUAGAGGGUAAAUUGGUGGACCCAGACCUCCGUCGAGAACUGACUACCCGCAUGAACUGUACACCCGCCGGCACGG
Messenger RNA from Dicrocoelium dendriticum, 881 nucleotides. NCBI's taxonomy places the organism in Eukaryota, Metazoa, Platyhelminthes, Trematoda, Plagiorchiida, Dicrocoeliidae. The record is from the annotation of a GenBank genome assembly.